Crotalus tigris (Tiger rattlesnake) is the source of this 2214-nucleotide messenger RNA. Its product is annotated as monoacylglycerol lipase ABHD6-like. The transcript has 7 exons. The record is from RefSeq and is a predicted model, not a curated record. Gene Ontology annotation, molecular function: catalytic activity. NCBI's taxonomy places the organism in Eukaryota, Metazoa, Chordata, Lepidosauria, Squamata, Viperidae. Bases 216 to 1331 code for a protein of 371 amino acids.
UAAAACAAUCAUAAAACAAUAAAAUUGCUUCUUAUAUGAAUGGUCAUGUAUAAGUUACUAAUGAUCCAUAGCUUAAUCCUUCAUGAAUGUGCAAACCUUAUAAUGAGGUUACCCAUGUUAUUGGCCAGCACCCUAACUAUGGUAUAAUUAAUUAGACAGUAUAAUUAAACCCUUGCUUUUAUCAUCUGAGUCAUUGGUUAACAGGAUCUAAAAUCAUGAAGCCGUGCAUAUUUAUAUCAUGUGGUUUUUUUUUAGGCAACAAAAGUGACAAAGAACCACUUUUAUUUACAGGCAUGAAUUGCAUCAAGGUCAAAAUUAUCAUAUACGGUGCUUUAGACGUCUUAAUUAACCUCUUUAUCUCAAAGUACAAUCAGCUGCCUUCUCUAAUAUUCCGGAUCAUGAUCUGGACUAAGCGUCACAGCAUGGGUGUGAAGGUAAAGAAUCUCGAUAGUGAGGGCUACCGGUUCAGAUACUUCAUGCGAGGGAAGCCUGGAUCCCAACCAUCUGUGCUGAUGCUUCAUGGAUUCUCACUCAACAAAGACAUGUGGUUAAACACCAUUGAAGUCUUUCCUAAGGGCCUCCACUUGAUCUGCCUUGAUCUGCCAGGUCACGGGGGAACCACUCGCUUGCUUGGAGAAAGUUACACAGCAGUUGCUCAAGCUAAAAGGAUACACCAGUUUGUCCAGUGUGCUGGCCUGAACCACAAGCCUUUCCAUCUGGUUGGCAUGUCCAUGGGAGGCAUGGUUGCUGGGGUUUAUGCCGCUCUCUAUCCAGCCCAUGUCUCCUCUUUAGCCCUCCUCUGCCCAGCUGGCCUGAAGAUUCCAAAACAAAGUGAACUGUUUCUGUGGUUAAAAAAGCUAGUUUUAUUGAAGGAUCUUGCCAAGAGUGCUCUUGUUCCAGUUACUAAGGAGCAAACAGAAAACUUCAUGAAACUUUGCCUAGCCCAGCCCAACUUUUUAAAGAUGCAGCUCCUAAAGGCAUACCUUGAGGAUCGGAGACCACAUAAGAUGUUUUUUGCAUUGUGUUUUCUGGACCUCACCAGCACUGAAUCGAAGUACAGCCUCCAUGAGAACAUGAGGAAAAUCAAAGCUCCCACCCAGAUCAUUUGGGGAAAGGAGGACAAGGUAAGGGAUUUAUGUGUAUCUGGGGUUUUUUGGCACAGUGUGUGUAAUUUUAGAAUCAGACAGGAGAACCAUCCCUGCAAUGGAAAUUGUACUGCUGUGGUUUUUCAUUUGCUGAGUUUCGUUGUUCCUGAUGGAAACACUUCACUUGAAAAUAAGUGUCAGUUCUUAUUCUUAAGGCGACAUUCUGCAGUUCAAGGAACAGCUUGAAUUUUUUGCCUACAUUUCUAGAGGAAGAAGGUUAUGCCAUGUUUACCAGCCUGGGGACUUUGCCCAGCGUGCAGAGCAAAGGUUUAUGCUGAAGUGUUAAGCAGCACUUGCAGGCAGGAUGAAAGGCAGUGCUACUUUAUUUUAAAUUCAGAAUUGGGAGAAAUGUGACACAGACAUUUUUCCUUCCACUUUGCUAUAUCCUCACUUACACUUUUUAAUAAAAGUUUUCAUAAACUUAUAAGCCGCCCAAAGUCGGUUGAGUUGUGUGGCAUAGAAACUGAAUGGAUGGAUCAAUCAAUCAAUCAAUUUCAUUAUCAUAAAAGUAAAUCCAAUAAAAUCAAUAAAGCAUAUCCAAACAAAGGAAAUGAAAUCAUAGAAAUAAUGACAGAGAACAUCCUGAUGGAUCUUAGUGGUCAAGAGGUUGAACUAUUAACAGUAAAUAAAAACAGUGAUAGUGCUAGCACUGAUGUUUAGAUAAUGAAAUAGUCUGCAAGAAAACCACCAAGCUCAGAAAGCACCAAAGACCCUUCUUUAUAUCUUAAUAGAACUCACAUGUAACCUGGCUAUACAAUCCACGCCAACCUGAAUAUCUGAGAAUGGCAGAGAUGCCAUGUAAAACAUCAGUUACUAUUAAAGGCUUGUAUACUGAAUGUUGUUCCAAGAGUAAAUGUAAGAUGGCACGCCCAAGUCAGGAUGUUUUUUUUUUUCAACAUAAAUAUUUCAGUUGUGACGGGAAGAAAUUCCUUGUUUCCUUUUGUGUAGGUUUUUGAUUCUUCGGGUGCAGAAAUUUUGGCGGAUGCCAUUCCUAAUUCCCAAGUGCAUCGGCUGGAGAAAUGUGGACACUUCAUAACCCUGGAGAGACCCAGGAUCUCUGCAAGGCUCC